This is a messenger RNA of Klebsormidium nitens, 760 nucleotides long. Lineage: Eukaryota; Viridiplantae; Streptophyta; Klebsormidiophyceae; Klebsormidiales; Klebsormidiaceae. The record is from the annotation of a GenBank genome assembly.
AUGACUGGCCAGACGAGGGCGGCGCCGAGCCGCUCAGUAUUCAUUGGCAACAUCCCAUGGGAUGCCACAGAGGAACAGCUGCGGCAGAUCUGCGAGGAGGUGGGGCCCAUUGUGUCACUUCGGAUGGUGCUGGACAAAGAGACGAAGAAGCCCAAGGGCUUUGCUUUUGCUGAGUACCUCGACGAGGAGACGGCGGAGAGCGCGCGUCGAAACCUGCACGGGUACGAGAUUCACGGCCGUCUGCUGCGCGUUGGGGAGCCCACUGGAGAGAAGCAGGCCGACAGGAAGGGGCAUGAGGCCCGCCCUCCGAUUGACCUGCCCGACCCAGGCCCCCCUCUCGGGGCCUCAGCCGCAGCUGCUGCUGCGUCCACUAUGGCGGCAGUUCUUGGAGGGGGGCAGUCUGCCCCCGGGGGCGUCCCUGCGGGGGACCCCCUGGCGGGGACCAUGGCGGGCAUGGGGCAGCAGCAGCUGUACCAAGUGCUGGCUACCAUGAAGGCUAUGAUCCAGCAGAACCCUGCACAGGCGCGCCAGAUCUUGAUGGCCAAACCGGACCUCACCAAGUCGCUCUUCUUCGCGCAAAUCUCUCUCGGCAUGGUGAAGCCCCCCCCUGCCGCGCCUGCUGACCCCACACCCCCACCGGCACCCACUCCCCCCCUCCCUCUCCACGCNCNCGCNCNCNCNCNCNCCNCNCCNCCNCNCNCNCNCNCNCNCNCGCNCNCNCNCNCNCNCNCGCGCGCCNCNCNCNCNCNCCGCCGCGCGC